Vitis riparia (riverbank grape) is the source of this 783-nucleotide messenger RNA. RefSeq lists its product as uncharacterized. The record is from RefSeq and is a predicted model, not a curated record. Lineage: Eukaryota; Viridiplantae; Streptophyta; Magnoliopsida; Vitales; Vitaceae. The transcript is spliced from 3 exons.
AUGUAUAAAGAUUUAAAGCAGAACUAUUGGUGGCCAAGAAUGAAGCGGGAUAUUGCACAAUAUGUGGCUCAGUGUUUGGUAUGUCAACAAGUGAAAGCUGAACAUCAACGACCAGUAGGAUCUUUACAACCACUUACUAUUCCUGAGUGGAAAUGGGAGCAUAUUACCAUGGACUUUGUGUCAGGGUUGCCAAGAACCUUAGGAGGAGAAAGGAAACUUUUAGGGCCUGAACUUGUGCAGUUGACAGUUGAAAAGAUAACUUUGAUUAAAGAAAGAUUGGAAGCAGCCCAAAGUAGACAGAAGAGUUAUGCCAAUAAUUGUAGGAGAGAUUUGGAGUUUGAAGUAGGUGAUCAUGUUUUCUUAAAAGUUUCGCCUAUGAAGUCUGUGAUGAGAUUUGGGAGAAAAUGAAAACUUAGUCCUUGAUUUGUGGAUCCGUUUGAAAUAUUUGAAAAAGUAGGUGCCUUGGCGUAUAAAGUAGCCUUGCCCCCAAGUCUGUUUAAGAUUCAUAAUGUGUUUCAUAUUUCGACUUUGAGGAAAUAUGUUUUUGAUCCUUCUCAUGUUGUGGAGUUGGAGCCUAUUCAGAUUUCUGAGGACUUGACUUAUAAAGAGGUGUUCGUUCAAAUUGUAGAUGUAAUCGACAAGGUACUACAACAUGCUCUUUUCAAGUUGGUAAAGGUCCAAUGGAGCAAUCAUAGUAUCCGAGAGGCCACUUGGGAGUUAGAAGAUGAGAUGAGAGAAAAGCAUCCUCAAUUAUUUCAAGACUCAAAAUACCAGAGGACAUGA